Molecule: messenger RNA, 2199 nt
Organism: Arctia plantaginis
Lineage: Eukaryota; Metazoa; Arthropoda; Insecta; Lepidoptera; Erebidae
Source: the annotation of a GenBank genome assembly
AUGAUGACAGAAGCCUUUUUGUCCACAGUACGCCCCCUCUGGGUGCGUCUUCAAGGCGGCAAGCGGCCUUUAGUAGCUGGGCAGAGUACGGAGCUGACGUGCCAAGCCGUAGGGGCUCGACCGAAGCCGACGAUCUCCUGGUGGAAAGGAGGAACCAGGCUCAAGACUAUUAGAGAAACUAGUUCUGCGGAUGGAAACGUGACCAACAGUAUUCUCACCUUCGUGCCGUCAAUAGAAGACGCUGGCAGAGUAAUAUCGUGCAGGGCUAUUCAAACAAGUCUGCCUCAUUCUACACACGAGGAUGGCUGGAAAAUGGAGAUACAACAUCUUCCGGUGGCAAAAUUGGAGCUAGGCGCCAACUUGGAUGCAAGCAAGGUGGUGGAAGGGUCAGACGUGUAUUUAGACUGCAGGGUCCGUGCAAACCCAUGGCAUAGUCAUGUUUAUUUUACGCAUAAUGGUGUCACAGUCAAACCAGGUCCUGGAGUACUUUUAGCAAACCAGAGUUUGGUUCUCCAACGGGUGUCGAGAAAAGCUGCGGGAGCCUACGUCUGCUCGGCGAGGAAUAGUUUGGGAGAAGGUUCUAGUGAGAAUCUUAUUCUGGAUGUCAAAUUUGUGCCAACAUGCAGAUCCUCGCAACCGGUAGUUGUGAGAGCAGCUAGAGGUGAAGUCAUAGACAUCGAGUGUGACCUAGAUGCUAAUCCUAGGGAGGCCAUGUCCUACAAUUGGUGGUUCAACAGCUCAGCGCAUAGCAAACAUGAACUGACUACGUCACCGAUGACGACAGUGCCUAAUAUGCCAGGUACAUACAUCUACAUGGUCAAUACUUCAUCGGACUACGGUUGGGUCCAGUGUUCUGGCACUAACUCCGUGGGGCGACAGACCAAGCCUUGUCUCUUUCAUAUUCUACCAGCAGACAAACCUUCCGCCCCAAAGUCGUGUGAGAUUACCAACGUGACUUACGACUCUCUGACACUGAACUGCACGCCGGGACAUGAUGGUGGAAUCCGACAGGCUUUCCUUCUUGAAAUAUUCGAUAUGGCUACAGGGCUCCUCCUCCGCAAUGUCAGCAAUGAUGAUCCUGAGUUCGAAGUAUCAGGAUUGUCAGCCAGCAACUCCUUGGCUGUGUCAGUGAGAGCUUUCAAUAGAAAAGGCUUCAGCGAAGCUAUGACGUUAACAUCUAGUCUGUUGAAAUACCCACAACGACAUACAGCUCAAGUUCCUGUGAAGGUGGAAUUGACCACAGUGCUCAUAAUAGUCCUGGGAGCUGUUGGUGUUAUUGCUGCUAUGACAGCUGUGUCUGCAGCUGUCUUCUGCUGCAAAUACUGCAAUAAAAGAGAUCGUAAACAUGAGAAGGACAAAAGACAACAAGAUGAGACAUCGAACAUACCUCUAACUGGAACAAAGGAAUCUGAAAGUGUGGAUAGUUUGGAUAAAAACCCAGAUAUUAUACCGCUAGACGGGAAAAUAAGCGACAACUGUUCAAAUAAAUCUUCUGCUACCGACUACAGUUCAAUACGACCUCUCAUAUCGAAGACGACAGACAAAUACGAUAUUUCUAACUGCGACCGUUUUUACGACCACAACCUAGACCCUUGCAACCAAUAUAUUCAAGUGCGGCCAAUGGAAUACAGACGGCAAUACGCCCCAACGCUUGCCCCGAUGCCGAAUUUAGGGCCGAGUAUACAGAGUUUGGGACCAAUGAGCAGCUUGCAUAUGCCGAAUGUUGGACCAAAUGAUUGUCACAGACAGCCGUACGACAAGGUGUACGAAGAUUGGUUGAAGUACAAGAACGCUUUACCGCUGAAUACGAGUGGUUUGCUACCAGCAGAACAACUUAUGCCGCCUGAAUUAUACGCAACACCGCCACCACCAUCACUCUACAGCAACCCUAACAGGAACCCUCUAAAUCUGACUCAAAUGCCCGAACUAGAGCCCAGGUACCACCUAGAACCUCGGUCUCUGGUCGCCGAUUCGAGGAGUUGCUCCAAUUCCCCACCAGUCAGAUUUAAUACGGAGAACAAUAGUGUGUACUUCAGUAAGGGUGUAAUGGAUAGAACCACUAAUACUUUACCACAUUUGAAAUCUAGAAUAAACACAAACUCGCCAACACAGCUGCAGAGCGAGACAAAGCCUUCCUGUAUGGCUAAACCUACUGACCCCAACUUAGAACAUGCGAAAGUCAGCAAAGAUUGUGACUGA